AUGGUGCCGCGGCCCGGCGUGCUGUGGGCAGUGGCGGCGGCGGCACUGGCGCUGCUGGUCCGGCGGGCGGCGGCGGCGCUGGCGGGGCCGGUGGUCCGCUGCGAGCCUUGCGACGCGCGGGCGCUGCAGCAGUGCAAGCCCCUGCAACCCGACUGCGCCGAACGGGUGCGGGAGCCGGGCUGCGGCUGCUGCCUCACCUGCGCCCUGCGCCCGGGGCAACCCUGCGGCAUCUACACGGAACGCUGCGGCGCGGGUCUCAGCUGCCAGCCGCGACGGGAAGAGGCGCGGCCGCUGCAGGCGCUGCUCGAGGGCCGCGGGCUCUGCACCAACGCUACGGCGGGCAGCAAACUGCGGGCCUUCCUGCUGCCGGGACCGCACGCUGCAGGAAAUUUCAGUGAUUCAGAAGAAGACAGCAGCAUAGAAAAUCAGGCCAUUCCAAACUCUCACAGGGUGCCAGAUUCCAAGUCACAUCCACCACACAUCAAAAUAGAUAUCAUCAGGAAAGUGCAAGCCAAAGAUACACAACGCUAUAAAGUCGAAUAUGAUUCACAGAGUACGGAUACGUUGAAUUUCUCUUCUGAAUCCAAACAAGAGACUGAAUAUGGUCCAUGUCGUAGAGAAAUGGAAGACACAUUAAACCACCUAAAGAUCCUGAAUGUCUUGAGUCCUAGGGGCUUUCAUAUUCCAAAUUGUGACAAGAAGGGAUUCUACAAGAAAAAGCAAUGUCGCCCAUCCAAAGGCCGAAAAAGAGGUUAUUGCUGGUGUGUGGAUAAAUAUGGACAGCCGCUUCCUGGGUAUGAUGGGAAGGGAAAAGGAGAUGUCCACUGCUAUAACUUGGAAAGCAAAUGAGGACUGGGUGCCAGCUCUUCUAGCAUCUGUGCAUGGCCACUGGACCUCACAGAGACCUUGGAGGGGCUGGGCAAACACUGUGGGACUGCACUGUCUGUGGAGUAACAAGCUCUGCUUCCUGCAGCAGAUGGGGAGUUGCAGCCUCUGUGGAUGCUGCUGCAGCUGCACCCUGUCACCGACACACAUCGAGCUUCCUAUGAAUAGGAGCUCGGAAUUCCCAUGUAAACCUGCACUAUUGAUACCCAGAGAGAGAGAAAAAAAAAGGCACUUCAGAAUGGAAUCAGGGAGUCUCCACUGACUUUUUAAAGAAUGACCUGUGACCAAUUUGAUCGCAAAAGAUACUGCUUUUUUUUAUUUUAAAGAAUUUAUAGAUGUUAAGCUUGUAAAAGUAUUAAAAAGAAAAACUAAACCAAAAAACCCACAAGGAUUUAAAGGUAAAGCUUUCUUUACAGGUCUGAUGGGAAACUUAUCUUCACGGGUAAAAAGUUUUAUAAAAAUCUCAAAGAACUUUUUAAAGAAAUGUAUUUCUAAGAUAAAGACAUGGCUAUUUUUUCGGUAAAAUAUAUUAUGAAUAUUCUGUUAGUCUGUAUUAAUAUAAUUGUUUUUUAAUAAACUUUAUUUAAAUGUAACAUGUGAAUACCAAAUAUUACACAGUAAUUCUAGUGUGUACAUCUGUAUGCACAGAGAGAGUAAGGUUAUUGAAUGAUUUAUAAAUACAUUUAAGUCUCUAUGCAUACACACUGAUCUGUUCUAGGUAAGAGAAAUGAAUUUUUGGAGCAAAGGAAGUGUCUCCAGAAGGGAUUGAGUGUUAUUAUUUGAUAUAACUACAAAUGCCAAGAUAAUAUUUUUUUUAAAUUAUUUUAUUGAUAAUUCUAAUGUACCCAUCACUGACUUAUGCCACUGGAAAGGAUAACAGUCGCACUGAAGCUCUUGGUAAAGCUUUCUUUUGUCUGUGCGUUGCUUCAGUUUGUGCAACAGGGCUUACAUUUCCUUCAUUUACUGCUCACAGAAUAUUCAUGGACAAAAAAUUGCCAUUAGAGUACUACUCUUUGUAUUUGCUUAUUUAUUUUGAAAAGGUGUAUCUAUUCUCUGUUGUCUUGGUACAUUCUACCAAAGCACUUACUCUGUAUGAGGAACUCCUGUUGAAAACAAUGUCAACAAGAUGGGGGGAUUGUGGACCCUGGGUGUUGAGACCCACACAUUUCAUUUAUGCGCCACAAAUUUGCUUUGACUAUGGUAGAAAUCAUUUGCCUGCAUCUAAGCAUAGAAAAAGAACCAUUUGGUUUAAAUAGUUAAAUUCACUGUCUGUCAUGGUGGUUAUAUGUCUUUUUAAUUGGAAGAGAAGUGAUUAGGUUUUGUUGUGGUAUGUGAUGCUUUCACAUAAGGAAGGCUUUGGCAACUUUUUUUUUUUGUUGAGGCUGAUUGUUUUAUGUACUUUGUGAAAAAUUCUGUAUGACAAUGAAAUCUGGAGAAGGAAAGGUGGCCUGUGAAGUGUAUAAUCUCUCUGGAAAAUAAUGCCAUAUUUUGUAUAUGUAUUUAUUUGUAUAUUUUAUAUAAAUAUUUUAUAUAUUUAUAUAAAUAUAUAUUCUUUUAUGUCUCACUAUAAAUGUUUAAUGUCACUGUAGAAAAAAGAAGCCAUCAACGCUAUAAUUCCUUGUCAGGUUGGGAACUCCAUGAAGACUAUGGACAUUGGGUUUCACCUGCUGGGGCUAGGUGUUGUGUGGAUGGAGGAGAGGCUGUGGUGCUGAGGAGCCCAUUCCUCUCCCACUGCCUGAAGUACAGCCAUGCGUGUUCCUGCCAACAAAGGCAAAUGUCUAGCAACUCUGACAUGGAAGGAUUUGGACAUGCACCUUGCCAGGAUUGCAUCCCAUCACUAUAACUCAGAUGUCUAAAGCCUUACCCUGAAAUGUAUUAGCUGAACAGCACUAUGAGUGUUCUCCACAUCUUUCCAAUUCCUGUCUGAUGAAAUUAGUUCAUAUGAUCAUUAAAACUGAAAUUUUAUAAUCUCAUGGUAAGAAAGAAAUUGUAUGUGAAGUGAUGCUUACUCCAGGCUAAUACAGGUUUCCUGACACAAGGUUACAGAAAGCUUUGUGAGGUGAAGAUUUAUUGCAGUACUUUUAUUACUCAAGCACAUCUAAUGCCUGCAAAGAUUUACAAUUAAGGCAAAAUAAUAAAUUCUGAGCUUUUUUUUUUCAGAGUUGUAAACCAGUUCUUAUCAAAUAAUUUCACAGAGAGAAGAAAGUUGUAUGAUUACACUAAUAUUUGGGUAUAUAAUCAUAGAUAAGAAAAUAAGGGAUUGAUUCAUUGAAGUGACUUAUUUUGCCUCUAUUUUUUUUUUAAUAUCUAUCUGGUGAGCCUUCUGAAAAUAAAAAUCAGUUUCUUGUCAAAAGUGAUAGACAUGUUUUGCAAGGCAUCUGUCUAUCACUUAGAUCACAUACUUACAUUUUGCAAGUAUGUAAGAUGUUUUAACAGCCUGUGACAGGCUUUAUGAUUUGGGUAUUUGGUCAAGUAUUUCAAUUUUUUAUUUUUUAUCCUACAAUUAAAAACAAAUAAAUAUAGAAGACAAAUAAAUAUAGAAGAAACUGGCUAAUAAAGAUCAUUAAAUCAUAUAUUAUGACAAAACCCCAAACAAACUCCAUCUCAAGGAGCUAAAUCUGAUGUAAUCGUGCAAUUUUGUCACAUGAAUAUUUAAGAAGGGGCAUUCAGCUCCUUUAUUAGUACUAACAGUCUUUAGUUAUGUAACAAAGAAAACAUACAGUCAUAAAGGGAAAGAAAAAAGAUGUGUAUAAAUCAGUUUUAUUUUGCUCCCAACAAAUAUCUUUAAAAGAGAAAUUGUGUUUUAAAAUAGCCCCAAAAAUAAAGUCUCACCUGUCAUUUAAGGCUGCAGCCUUUUCAGAAGUUGCCUUUUAAAUAUUUUUUACAAGAACAGUUGCUUGCAUUAGUAUUGGAUACUUGCCAUUGUCAAUCUGAUGUGCCUGUUUAAAAGAGAUAACUUUUUUAAAAUUAAAGAAUCAGUGGUGCCUUUUUCCUUUUUUUGGCAUUCCUAUUGCUGUGAAGACAAAGGUCCAAUUCAAUAGACAAGAGUACUUGUCAUUCAAAGAUUUUUCUCAGGGCUAAGGGCUGCAAUUCAAGCAAUUUGUGGUCCACACCCAAGUAGCAGAAUGUGGGCAGCACAUAGAAAAUGUAUGGGUCAGUAUCAGAUCAGAGGAAGACGAGUUACCUCCAGGUAUAGGUUAGAAAUGAUUCCUGCUAAGAGCUGCAGUAAGUGGAGAACUUUGGAUUUGGUGACAGAAAUUAAACCAAUGCAUUAGAAAAA
Molecule: messenger RNA, 4165 nt
Organism: Melospiza melodia melodia
Lineage: Eukaryota; Metazoa; Chordata; Aves; Passeriformes; Passerellidae
Gene: IGFBP3
Product: insulin like growth factor binding protein 3
Exons: 4
Coding region: 1-849 (282 amino acids)
Biological process (GO): regulation of insulin-like growth factor receptor signaling pathway
Cellular component (GO): extracellular region
Molecular function (GO): insulin-like growth factor II binding; insulin-like growth factor I binding; fibronectin binding
Source: RefSeq, a predicted model, not a curated record